This is a messenger RNA of Phyllotreta striolata, 2276 nucleotides long. The record is from the annotation of a GenBank genome assembly. NCBI's taxonomy places the organism in Eukaryota, Metazoa, Arthropoda, Insecta, Coleoptera, Chrysomelidae.
AUGACAGAUGACAGAUAGAGUAGAAGAGUAGAAAUGGCUGUUUGUUAUUUAAGAUAGAGGCAUCAUAUAAAUAAUAAAAAAGAAGAAGACAAAACGUCAAAGUUAAAUAAAUGGCGACUUGUGAUAUUUGAAUUAAGCCGAAAAAGAUGAUCGCUUUAUCGAAGUUUUGCCGUUCCUCCGCAUUUACCGCACCGCUAAAAACGUUCCUAACAUCACAAACGAGGAGUAUACGAAGCCCCCAAUGCAGAUUUUACACCACUCCGUUCUCCAGGGCGAAGUUUGCGCCGCAAAACCUAAGGGCGGGUAAUUUACUCAGAGGAAGCGGAACGAUCGCCCUGAAGUUGAGCUCGGACGCCGCGAAGAGCAAAAAAGCCGUGGGUUACUGGUUAUUAUCGUGCAGCGGAAUGGUGUUCGUAGCGGUCGUAUUAGGUGGUGUUACGAGACUAACGGAAUCGGGUCUUUCGAUGGUUACAUGGAAAUUAUUGGGUGAAAAAAUGCCACGAACCGAAACCGAAUGGCUAGAAGAGUUCGAAAGGUACAAGCAGUUUCCGGAAUACAAAAUCAAGAACAAAAACAUGACUUUGGGCGAGUUCAAGUUUAUAUGGCACAUGGAGUACGGGCACAGGCAAUGGGGUAGAAUCAUCGGAGCCUUUUUCCUGUUACCGGCGGCGUAUUUUUGGGCCAGAGGUAGAUUGACUCCGUCGUUGAAGAAGAGAGUGUUGAUGUUCGGUUCGUUGAUUGGAGCGCAGGGUUUGAUGGGUUGGUAUAUGGUGAAGUCUGGUUUAGAGGAUCGUUUUCAUGGGGUAAACGACGUACCGAGAGUGUCUCAAUACAGGCUAGCUAGUCAUUUGACUUUAGCUUUCGUGCUAUAUGGUACAUUUUUGCGUACGGCUUUGGAAAUUCUCGCGCCGGCUCAAAGUAUCGUUUCGAAUAGUAAGACGGUACUAUCGGCGUAUAGGAAGUUUAGAAUUUUAGCGCAUUCCGCUAAAGGUUUGGUAUUUAUAACGGCCAUUUCGGGAGCGUUCGUGGCCGGUUUGGACGCCGGUUUGGUGUACAAUUCGUUCCCUAAAAUGGCGGAUAAAUGGAUUCCGGACGAUAUUUUGGCGUUGACGCCGAAAUUGUGCAAUUUUACCGAAAAUCCAACGACGGUGCAGUUCGAUCACAGGAUAUUGGGUACCACCACGUUGAGUAUUAUAACGAUACUUUAUAUCUUAUCGAAGAAACGCGUGCUGCCGCCUAAAGCCUACAAGGCCGCUACCGCUUUAGCAGCGUUGGCCUACUUACAAGUCGCUUUAGGGAUAACGACUUUGCUGACGUAUGUUCCGGUCAGUAUAGCAGCUUCGCAUCAAACCGGUUCUUUGGCUGUCCUAUCGGCUGCCAUUUGGCUGACGCACGAGUUGAAAAAAUUACCCAAAUAGAUUAAUAACUUUUUUUUAUUUAGAAUAAACAUAAAUGCAAUAAAUUUCGUAACAAACUUUUAUUUUUUUUGUUCACUUAUAAAUGUAUUUUUUUGUAUUUACACACUGAUACUAUUAUUUAUAAAAAAAAACUCUCAAAAAUUAUUCGUUCUCGAUAAGAAAAAAGUGCGCGCAGAAAGAACGUUCGAUGGCUUUUCGUUCUUUCUCGUUUUAUGAAUUUUACUAAUCUAUUGUUUUCGAAAAAUUUUAAUUUCUUUAUUGUUCUACUAUAUUAUGAUAGUAACCAGUCUUUGAAUUGAAUUGAAUAUCUAUAAAAGCGAGUAUUUUUUGUAUUAUAUUUUGAAAAAUUUGACGUGUUUUUGUGAUAUGAUUCAAUCGAAAUGUUGCAACAUAGGAUGAUUUUUCUUUAUUAGCUUUUUUUCUAUUAACAAAAAAAAAUCAUCCUACCUUAUUUAUAAACAAAAUUCAAACUGUUUAGAACCCAUUCGGUACACAAAAUCGUUAUCGCACUCACGUGAUACAAGAAUAAUUCCGGUGGUUUGAUAAAAUUGCACGAAAAUUAAACGAAAGGAAACGCUCGAAAGGCUUCUCUUAAUAAAUUACAUAAUGAGUAUAUUACGUUUUCAAAACAGAUUAUUUAUUACUUAACGAAAACGUCAAGCCGAUAAAACACGACCCUAUCACUUAUUUUUAUCAUCGUUAAAAUAAACCUAUGCAGUCGACUUCCUUAACUUACUAAUUAAAAACGAAAACUAUUAUAAUAAAAUGUACAAAGUUGAAAUAAUUUUGCAUAUACUAAAAAGCCGCACAUUUUUUUUUUCAUAAAUAUCCAAACGAUUACCAACGGAAAUAAAUCAU